CAGACUGAAUAGUACGAUUCGCCAUUUACUUUUUAGCAUACAAAAUAAAAACCGGUUGCUGGUAUGUGUGGUUUAUUAAAAAUCUGCUCAGCUCGUAAUAUUGAGUGCUGGAAUUGUUAUACACUCUGGAUUUUGGAAUAAAUUUACAGGGAGAAAGGGGUGUAAAAGUCCAAUCAAACAUGUAGCAUGUGUACACGAACUAUCUGUGGAAAUUAUGGCUAUUUUUGGAAUGUACUUUCAAACGCAGUGUACGGAAUUGUCUGUUAUUCCAUGUAUCGGUAAAUAAUGUGAUAUACGAAAUACGGUCAUCUGCAUGUAUUUGUCAAUGAGGGAAUGCCUUAUGAAUUCCAUGCGGAAACGUUAGGUUUAAAUGCUUUCCGUCACCGGAUGAACACAGAUAUUUCGACGACGACUUCAAAGCAAGCACAGACAGGGAAAUUUAGUGUUGAGCAUUGACAUAACGGAAACUUUCUUUGAAUAAAUGGAAAAUGAGUCUUGAUGAAUUAAGCGCUAAAUGCUCAAACAGAUGAGUAACGAUUAAAACCGAAAGAAAAUGCACUUCUUUUAUUUAGGUUACUUUAUUACUAAAUUCCAUCCAACCUUCACAUCUGUUUAGUUUUUAUCAUACUUUCUUCCGAGUUUAAAAUGGCUUCAUCCGAAAAAGAUCGCUUAUUUUCGGGUUCCACGAACUCGACAACGCGCAUGACAUACGGGGCGGAGUUCGAGCUCGUGGCUUCCGCCUCGCAAUCCACCGUCAACGAACCACCGCCACCCGCAACCUUGAAGCAGCGGAUACGAGACUCGGUAUGGUUCCCCAUAUCGUUCGUCUUCGCCUUCGUGUUCUUCAUCACCGUGGUCGAGCACGGCGUCCGCGUCAACGUCGUGCUCUACACGGAGAAGGUGCUGGAAUCCACGAAAGAUAAUUCGCCCGUCCUGAUAGCAGCCUUCGACGCCAUCGCUCCCUGCUUGCCGUUGAUUGGUGGAUGGCUGGGGGACUCGUGGUUUACAAGGUCAAAGGUCACUGUCACAGGGGCCUUUGUCACAUUCACAGGUAUUCUUCUCCUGACCAUCAAUGUCGCACCUUAUUCAUACGAGGCCGAGGAAAACUUUUCGAUGACGGCAAAACGAGCUCUCUUCGUCGUCGGCUUCACGUUGAUAUUCGUCGGGCUUGCCUUGUAUGACGCAAACGAUUACGUCAUAGCGGCGAGGGAGAUCGAAAGGGAGAGGGAGCCAAACGACAAUAGAAUCAGGAACAUGUUUUGCGUUUUUUACAUAGUAUACUUUUCUGCAGUCACCUCGUCCGAGCUCUUGUUCCGAUUGGUCGACGCUACUUCGUUUUUCUUCGUAUAUUUACUCUUAGCUGCUUCGGUUGUGCUUUCCAUCACCGCAAUGUUGCUUGGGCAAAAAAUUUACACCGAAGAGCAGCGAAAACGGCAUGUCCUGUGGAACCAGUUUCGUAUCAUCUGGGAGGGGGUGAGUCGCAGAAAGGAAGCCCCCGACGUUCCGAAAUGGAUUGACCGAGCCUCAAUCCAUCAUGGCGGCACCUUCUCGGAGGAGGAGGUAUACGAAACGAGUCAUCUUCUGAGGACUAUACCCAUCUUCCACACCGUCACCAUCUUCGUCAUCGUCAACUACUUCAUUGAUAUUACCUACCCUCAGCAGACACUUUUGUUGAAUCCAGCACUCGAUGAUGACAUCACAAUAUCAGAGUUCGUUUACAAACUUUAUCAACCAAUCAUAUCAGUUGUUACAAACGUCGUCGUAUUGUGUGUCCUCUACCCGUGUACCAGCCGCUGGGGGCGGUGUGUCUCUCCUUUCAUUCGAAUAGGUAUUGGAAUACUCUUUGGAAUCCUCUCCGUCAUCUUCGCCGCCAUCGUGGAGACAGGACGCAAGCAGAUGAUGGCGGGAGAGGAUGGCAUCAUGGUAACCAUGGUGAAUAACGUCACUUACAACGCCUCCUCCUUGAGUGUCACGUCUCAGAUACCGCAGUACACGUGUGCAGGGAUCGGAGAAGCUCUCGUACUCACAGCAGGGGUAGAAAUAUCCUACGUUGAGGCACCCUAUAACAUGAAGGGGUUUACGGUCGGUCUCUUCCUGCUCAUGUCCGGUGUUGGUAGCUACAUCCUAGCUCAGCUCAUCAUCGCCGUCGUCAACGGAAUCUCCGGUGCAGCUGGGCAGGAAUGGUACACGGACGACCUCAACGAGGCAAAAUUGGAAUAUUUCUACUGCGUCCUAGUCGCCAUUUUGAUUCUUGACAUUCUCUACGUCUAUUUAGUUACAAGAAAAUACGAACGCGCUGAUUGGGAUGGUUUAAGGACAAAAGUGAGAAUGAACUAUACAAACGAUGACGAUGAUGAUAUCGAUGAGGACGUUGAUGAUGGUGGUGAAGAAAGGGGAGAAAGCGAAACAGGCGAUGAACACGUGACGGAAACAGUUGACGACAUGUCUAAAAGAUGACGUUAAUGGUACUAUAGCCCUACUUCCAGCUCCCUCGGAAUUCCAGUUUUAAUGAUUUUUCGUCCAAACUAAUUUUGGAUUGUAAAUAGCAGAAAAUGUUUAAAGAAAACGGCUGGCAAUAGUGUACUAACCCCAUUCCAAUCUAAACAUGAUUAUAUUCCACGGUUGAUUAUUAUUUAGAGUAUUCAAUUAAACUUUUGUAGGUUUUUAUCGUAAGUUAUUGGUUUUCUUCUAACGUGUAUCACAGCAAUGUGAAGAAGUGAAUCAUGAUAUAUAGGUACACCAUAGAUAUUUAGCACUAAAUUUGAAAAAAUGUACCGGCGGCAAAACCCAAUCUAGCCUACCCCGAGUGCCAAAAUGUACUCCUGGCCCCGGCAGCAAUUGCAGACCUCUAGAGACACUUGAAAAUUGAAUUAUCUUUUAAAAUAGAUACAAAUGAAUCUACAUUGUGAUGAACCCCUUUUUAGUUGUGCCACCCCCCCCCCCCUUCUUCCGUUUAAAGAAUCCUGAAUUAUCCACAUCCACCGAUGGUAUUAUAUACGGAGAAACUGUGGACCACAAAAAAACUGUUUUAGCAAUUAAUGAGAGACAUGUUUACCUUUUGAUUUUUGAAAAUGGCUUUUUCAUUCGAAUUCUUUUGACACUAAAUGUUAUUGUCCUUAGUCCUUUUAAAGUCUAAACAGGGUCCCGUAUUACACAGAGUUGAUAUUAAUUGCAAAAACAAUCGCAAGUAUAUACAUGAAAGAUAGGAGAUGCAAACUUGCGAUUGAUUGGAGGACUUGCGAUUAAUUUGGGAUCAAUCGCAACUCUUUGUAAGACGGGGUCCAGGAAUACAUUUUCAAAAAGUGGAGUACGUGAAAAAAAACGAGUCAACACAUGAACUAUUCCCCAAAUGCUCAACAAUUUUAUUUUCUAAUAGAUUCAUUAGUGUUCGUUAGCAUUUAUCAAUAUGAAGCUACAACAAAAUAUACAAAACAAACACAAACUUAACAAUUAAUUUUGUACUUUUACCAAAAACUUACAGGUUUGUUUUUUCCUUCCCACUCUACCAUCGUCCUCUAUAUGUUCCUUUAAAUGAAAAAUAUAUCUAUUACAUAUAGGUCCCAUCGUAUUUCUCUCAGUUAAAUCAGUACUCUAUAUUGACCACUUAUCUCUAUGUUAUUUAUUAUGUAUUAUUGAUUGUUA
This is a messenger RNA of Strongylocentrotus purpuratus (purple sea urchin), 3642 nucleotides long. RefSeq names its product solute carrier family 15 member 4. The record is from RefSeq and is a predicted model, not a curated record. Gene Ontology annotation, molecular function: transmembrane transporter activity. NCBI's taxonomy places the organism in Eukaryota, Metazoa, Echinodermata, Echinoidea, Camarodonta, Strongylocentrotidae. The transcript has 9 exons. Gene Ontology annotation, cellular component: membrane. Bases 646 to 2457 code for a protein of 603 amino acids. Gene Ontology annotation, biological process: transmembrane transport.